This is a messenger RNA of Telopea speciosissima, 1754 nucleotides long. Its product is annotated as protein NRT1/ PTR FAMILY 4.5-like. Gene Ontology annotation, cellular component: membrane. Gene Ontology annotation, molecular function: transmembrane transporter activity. Gene Ontology annotation, biological process: transmembrane transport; regulation of apoptotic process. Lineage: Eukaryota; Viridiplantae; Streptophyta; Magnoliopsida; Proteales; Proteaceae. The record is from RefSeq and is a predicted model, not a curated record. The transcript has 5 exons. Bases 76 to 1737 code for a protein of 553 amino acids.
UGCAGAGAUGUUAACACACAGUCUCCUCGACAAACAAGGGUGGGAGGAAGAAGAGCAGCUCUCUUCGUAUAUGCAAUGGAAGGAUUGGAGAACAUGGCUUUUGUAUCAAAUGCAGUUAGCUUGGUGACUUAUUUCUAUGGAUACAUGAACUAUAGUUUAACCAAAUCAGCUACAACACUUACCAACUUCAUGGGUACUUCAUAUAUCUUGGCCUUGUUUGGAGGGUUGAUCUCUGAUACCUAUUUGUCCAGAUUCAAGACAUGUUUGCUCUUUGCUUCCAUUGAAUUGGUGGGAUAUGCCAUUCUAACAGUACAAGCACACUUCGAUGUAUUAAGACCUAUCCCUUGUAAAUCAAUGGCAACAAGUGACAUGAAUCAAUGCAAGGCUGCUGAUAGUGACCAAGCUGCAAUCCUUUUCUCUGGUUUGUAUCUAAUUGCAUUGGGAACCAGUGGAGUUAAAGCAACACUACCAUCACUUGGAGCAGAUCAAUUUGAUGAGAAGAACCCCAAAGAGGCAACCUUUCUUUCUAGUUUCUUCAACUGGUUCUUGUUCAGUCUUACAGUUGGAGCUAUGAUUGGAGUAACUUUUGUUGUGUGGAUUAGCCAAAACAGAGGCUGGGAUUGGGGAUUUGGUGUCUGUACUAUGGCUGUUUUCUCUGCAAUCAUGUUUCUGUUCAUGGGCAAGUCAAUUUAUCGAAAUAAUGUGCCUAGAGAAAGCUCCAUUCUUAGAAUUCUACAGGUGUUUGUGGUGGCAAUACGAAACCGAAAGCUUCCGGUACCUGAUAUGAAGGAGACAUUACAUGAGUUAUAUGAUAAAGAAGCAGGGAUUAAUGACAUUGAAAUUCUUCAGAGAACUGAUCAAUUCAGAUUCUUGGAUCGAGCAGCAAAAAUGACUACCACCCACUUCUCAUCCACAUCAAAUCUACCAAGAUCAUGGAGCUUGUGUACAGUGACACAAGUAGAAGAGGCCAAGAUCCUACUACGCAUGCUUCCCAUCAUACUCAGCACAGUCUUCAUGAACACUUGCAUGGCACAACUCCAGACAUUCUCUAUCCAACAGAGCAUUACCAUGGACACAAGCCUCCUUGGUUUCCAAGUCCCAGGGCCAUCACUUCCUGUCAUCCCCCUUGUCUUCAUGUCCCUCCUUGUCCCAAUGUAUGAUCGCAUCUUUGUUCCUCUUGCCCGAAAGCUCACAGGAAUUCCGACCGGAAUCCGGCACCUCCAACGAAUAGGAGUAGGGCUAGUGCUUUCAGCAAUCUCCAUGGGAGUUGCAGGGAUUAUCGAAACUCGCCGGAAAUCGGUUGCAAUGGAACACAACAUGGUAGACUCAACAGACCCAUUACCAAUAAGUGUGUUUUGGCUGAGCUUCCAAUAUGCAAUUUUUGGGGGAGCUGAUCUGUUUACAUUUGUGGGACUCUUGGAGUUCUUCUAUGCAGAGAGCCCAGUAGGGAUGAAAUCUUUGAGUACAGCAAUUUCAUGGUGUUCUAUUGCAUUUGGGUACUUUUUGAGUUCAUUGGUGGUGGGGUUUGUGAACAAUGUGAGUGGUGGGUGGUUGGCCAACAAUAACUUGAACAGAGACCAUCUGAAUUACUUCUAUUGGGUUUUGUCAGGUUUGAGUGUGGUGAAUUUUGGAGUUUAUCUGGUUUGUGCAUCUUGGUAUAGAUACAAGGAAGUGGAGGUGAAGCCAUUAAUGGACAGUAAUGGUGAUGGUAGUAGUGAAGUUAAACCUUGUAAUUAAUUAGACAAACUCAGGAA